Messenger RNA from Rosa chinensis, 1548 nucleotides. RefSeq names its product transcription factor MYB64. The record is from RefSeq and is a predicted model, not a curated record. NCBI's taxonomy places the organism in Eukaryota, Viridiplantae, Streptophyta, Magnoliopsida, Rosales, Rosaceae. Gene Ontology annotation, biological process: regulation of DNA-templated transcription. Gene Ontology annotation, molecular function: RNA polymerase II cis-regulatory region sequence-specific DNA binding; DNA-binding transcription factor activity, RNA polymerase II-specific. Bases 1 to 1548 code for a protein of 515 amino acids. Gene Ontology annotation, cellular component: nucleus. The transcript is spliced from 3 exons.
AUGGAAGGAGAAGAUGGUGCUGCUUCUGAUCAUCUUCACCAUCAUCAUGGUGUUUAUGGGUUUCAAAACAAUCACAUACAAACUCCUCAUCAGCAUCACAACCAACUCUUCAGGCCUGGUCCUCCGUUGAAAGCCAUAGACAGGUUCCUGUGGUCUCAAAACAAUGCAAAGAACAAAGAGAGACUCGUCUCCUCAAAUGGGUUUUCCUCAUUUGGUGGUGCAAUGGGUGAUCUGCAGGCUUGUUCGAAUUGGCCGCCGAGUAGUCUCAGAGAGGCUAGCUUGGAUGAACUGCUUUUUCUUGAUCAUGGUGAGGCCAUGACUUGGCCUCCAGAGAAAAUUCAAAACCCUAACAUGGGGUUCAAAGAAGAUCAAGUGAAGGUGGGUUCUAAAGGGGUGGGAAAGAAAGCUAAAAAGGGUUCAUCUGUGCCUUUAAUCAAAGGACAGUGGACAGAUGAAGAAGACAGAAAACUGAUGAGAUUGGUGAAGCAAUAUGGAGUGAGGAAAUGGGCACAGAUAGCUGAGAAGCUUGUGGGUAGAGCUGGGAAGCAAUGUAGAGAAAGGUGGCAUAAUCAUUUGCGCCCUGAUAUCAAGAAAGAUAGCUGGACUGAAGAGGAAGAGAAGAUAUUAGUAGAAGCUCAUGCUGAGGUUGGGAACCGUUGGGCAGAGAUUGCCAAACGCAUUCCGGGAAGAACCGAAAAUGCCAUAAAGAAUCAUUGGAAUGCUACAAAAAGGAGGCAGAAUUCAAGGAGAAAGAACAAACAGACAGAUGCCAAAAAUGGAUCAUCAUCAUCAAAUAAGCCUCCUCAACCUUCCAUACUUCAAAACUACAUAAGAAGCAAGAAUUUCAAUAACAAAGCCAACAACAACUCUUCUUCCAAUGUUACCCCUACCCCAAGCAAUAUCAGCACCACUACCCCUACCAGCUCCUCCACUCUCACCCAGGACGAACCUUCAAAAAUCCCCUUCAACAUUUUUCUCUCGGACCCAUCGGACUUAUCUAGUUGUGAACACUCUCCAUUGAACAUUACAGCUGAUUCCUACAGUGAUGAGGAACUUCUCUUCAUGCAGAACUUCUUCAACAACAACAAUAAUGUUCACAAUCAUAAUCAGCAGCAGCAGCCAUUACCCAUCGACAAUUACAAUAAUGGCCUUACUGCAAAUCCAAUGGAUUCUACUGAUUGGUUUGUCACUUCAACUCCAAAACCAAACAUGUACACCAACAGAAACUUCCAAGCAGCUGUUCACAAUGUAGAAUCUCACAUAGGGAAUUCUACAGAAGACCCGCGAUCCAUUAAUCCCCCUACUACCCAUCCCAGUUCUGAUCUCUACCUCUCUUACCUCUUAAAUGGAGGAGCCAGUUCAUCAUCAUCUUCCGCGAAUCAUGAUCAUCAUAUGGGUAAUUACUAUAACAUGAACAUUGAUUUGGUGAUUCAUCAACAUCAAGCAGCUUCUGCAACUGAAAGGAGAGAGAUGGAUCUGAUUGAGAUGGUUUCUUCUUCGUCUUCUUCUCAGUUUGCUCAAGGUACCAACACUACUAGCUUCUAUUGA